This is a messenger RNA of Thyridium curvatum, 3954 nucleotides long. RefSeq lists its product as uncharacterized. The transcript is spliced from 2 exons. The coding region runs from base 1 to 3954 and encodes 1317 amino acids. NCBI's taxonomy places the organism in Eukaryota, Fungi, Ascomycota, Sordariomycetes, Thyridiales, Thyridiaceae. Gene Ontology annotation, molecular function: ubiquitin-protein transferase activity. The record is from RefSeq and is a predicted model, not a curated record.
AUGACGCGAGAUGCGGACCUGGUCGCUGGUCUGUGGGAGGUGGCGCCAUUUGCACGUCUACCUACGGAUGCCCCAGCCGAGCUGAGAGACCUGAUCGAAGAGAUCGACAAUCCAAAGAGGGUUUACGCCGUACACAGGGCCAGCCGGCGCCAUGACUUUCAAUACAUCGUGCAGCUCCGAGAUGGUUGCGGUGACGAGGACUGCUGGACGGCCACAUGCUUUACUUGCCGAAAGAGAAUCGUUGGGAGGGCUCCUAUCCGAAGGUACAAUACCACGAGUGCGAGAACCCUAGCAGUCUAUCUCGCUAGCCAAGACAACCCUGAGGCUGGCCUCUGCCCGGCGCUCAGCCUGCCACGGUCCGCCCCAGCUGCUCUCGACUCUCUGAUGUUCUCAUCGAAGCACCACGGAUAUGCGCAGGAAGACAAGAGGCCGCGUGUCUUUGAGGGACAGAAUGGACACGCCAAGACCAACGCAAACAAGUCAUCGACUGGAAGAGUGAGGGUCAAAUCCUCAGGUUCCCCGCGCGGGCGGAGCCAGCAAGGUGCUUCACCGAACCGCCAUCCGCCUGCUACGGCCACGGUGUCUACCAAUAGCGGUUCUUUCGCAUCCAUCCCCCCAGACCUCGCCAUUACGGAGAAGAACGUCAGCAAGGACUACCGCUCUUUUGCUGCCAACAUGUUUGGGACUGUUGCAUUCAAGAUGCUAGAGUGGUUGACACCCAAUGCAGUGGAAGAGAUGACUGAAAGGGCCCGCAAGCUCUACGGUGAAGGACCGGAAGGUUCUCAAUCGACUUCGCCUCAGACUAGGAUAAGAGACACCGACGGCGCCUCCGGUACUAUUCCUUCAUCCUCGAGGGAUAGCAACAAGACGUCAGAUCCCAAGCCGAACGGGCAUCCGCCGAGAGCUGGUUCUGAUGGACCAGCCUUAGCCACAGCACUCCGAGACACUAGUGAUGAUGGGUUUGAGACUGAUCUCGCGACCCCUCACUCGUCCCGUCCCGAUGAACCCCGUCGUAGAUCAAGCACUCGACUCCGCGGUCUAGCAUCAGCUACCUCGCACAGAAAAAUUUCUGUCGAUGCGUUUUCUCCAGAUGCGGCGCCUGAUGAAAUGGUGCCUCCCGUACGAUCUCCAAGAUUACCGUCUAUAUCGGCCGACAAAUCUGCUAAAGGCCCAAGACUGUCCUCGACAAUUGCGAGGCCUAUCUCGCAGUUAUCUAACGCUGGGUUCUUCGACACUGUUUCGCUGGAGAAGAUGCCGCCUCCCAAGGCCGUAGAUAUCAAGCCCAUCACGGGACUGACACAGUCGGAUGUCUGUAGUGAUAGUUCGGCCCGCUCCAGUUCUGCAGCGUCUCCAGUUUCCGCCCCUACGCCUGAUACUCAGUCAAUCCCAUCCUUUGACCCGGAGCUGGAGUCGACGUACAAAUGCCUCCUACCACAGUCGCUUUCCGUCCUCAACGCCGAAGUCGUCGAUUUCAUAUGCGAUGUUCUUCAGGAUGACGACACUUCCGAACGACAUCUUCUCGAACCCCAAAAGGUGACUAGAUUUCACAGCAGGCCCUCGAAUCAGACAAGGGCGUUGCGAAGGAGGCAGGAUUUCCACCCGCCCUCAUCCUCAGCCGGAUUGAAGCGAGAGUGGCAGCUGUUUGUUCAACAAAGCUUGUUCUACAUCCUGGCGGACCCAUACUCGCUCAUACACUCCUUUACAAAGAACGGGCAACUAUACGACUCACAAACCUUGUGGUACUGCAUGCUUCGGUUGACCAGAGUCGCACCAAGUCUGGUAUUCCACAGCUUGUGGAUGGCGGCAGCAAGACUCUUCGCCCCGCCAAAGGCUGCCCAGUCUUUGCGUUCGCCACCAGCCAAGCUCUUCCCCAGGCAGGAUGGCGUUCUUUCUAACGCGGAAGCUGGGGUAGUGAUGUCUAUCUGCCUCCACGCCUUGGUCGCCGCUGCACCUUUGGUUGACGAUGCCAGGCAGCUGUACGACAUGUCUCGCAUUCGAGCCCACGGGUUGUCCCUAGCGGGCAGCGGUGCCAUCGCUAGACAACCAACAGAACUAUGCUUGCAAUAUGAUGAUGCAUUCUCGAACGAUCUUGCCAUACGUCUGGCGCGGAGAAUCUUUGCAGCGAUACCUACUCGAAGAUAUUUUGACGAAAUUAUCGAGUACGGCUCUGAUUAUGACCAUGACAAUUACGAAGAACACGACGUCUUGAGUCCUUUAUUUGCACAGCUGGACUUUCUGAACAUGGACGCACUGUAUGUCUUGGAGUUCACCUUUUCAGACCGGACACUCCAUGAGACUCGAGUGCCGACGCUCCUCCUCGACUGGGCUAGAGCAGUUCUGCUACAUGACUGGGAUGGAAAUCCCGAGAUGCCAGGGGCCGGCCCCGUUGGCGGCGCUCUUGCCUUGAUCGAGGCUAUGUGUAUGUACACAGCUCCCUCCUCCGUCGGUCAAUCGCGGCUAACCCUUUGCGAAGACAAGCGACGCCAGGCACUUUUGCUGGGAGACAGCCAAUUCCGUUCCGAGUAUUUUGCGGAACGGCUCGACGAAGUGGAAAUGCCCGUUGCGUGGCUCUCGUUUACUUCAACGAGACAAAGAGUGCAUAUCCUGGACUUUCCCUACAUUUUCAACCCGUCCACCCUAGUCUCAUAUUUCCGAUCUAUCAACUUUUCGAGGAUGAGCAGAUCGUUCGAGGAGUCCAGCUCACUCCAAAGUCGAAUGGGCGCUAUCAUUUCACCAGGAAGUCUCAUUAUCAAUCCACAUCAUAAGAGCGUGCUCCAAGACUUGUUGAAAACAGCGUCUGCUAAGUAUCUUAUUCUGGAUAUUGGGCGCAAGACCGUGUUGAGAGAUACCUUUGACCAGCUUUGGCGACGUGAAGAGCGAGAAUUUCUGCGCCCUCUCAAAGUUCAUCUUGGCGAGGAUGCUGGCGAGGAAGGAUUCGAUUCGGGUGGAGUGCAGCAGGAAUUCUUCAGACUCGCCAUUGCCGAAGCUCUCAAUCCCGAUUAUGGAGCUUUCACUGUGGAUGAGCGGACACGGAUGACCUGGUUUCGUCCUGCGUCAACUGAGGCCGAUUGGAAGUUUGAGCUCAUCGGAAUGCUUGUCUCGCUGGCGGUCUACAAUGGGCUCACUCUACCCGUGACAUUUCCCAAAGCCUUGUACCGCAAACUUCUCCAGGAGCCCGUCACCGAGCUGCACCAUAUUGCAGACGGUUGGCCUGAUCUGGCGAGCGGCUUGACUACAUUGCUCGAAUGGGACGAGAAGGAUGGUGCCGUCGAGGAUAUCUUUGCCCGCACAUACGAGUUCUCUGUUGAGUUGUUUGACCAGCCCAUUUCUAGAGAGAUGAACGACUCAGACACUUGGCCUCAGUUCCCCAAGACAGCGGCCGAAGCUGCGAAGGCGGCAGCGCUGUAUGCGGACAACCCUUCUGACGCCCCGCUCGUCACGCACGAGAACCGCAACGCCUACGUCACCGACUACAUCCGCUACUUGACCGACGUCUCCGUCCGGCCGCAGUACGAGGCGUUUGCGCGCGGGUUCCACACCUGCCUCCACCCCAAGUCGCUCACCUUGCUCACCUCCAGCCUGCUGCAGUCUGUCGUCGAGGGCGUGCAGGACAUCGACAUUGCGGAGCUGCGGCGGCACGCGCGCUACGUCGGCUGGGACGCGAGCCACCGCGCCGUCCGCGACUUCUGGUCCAUCGUCAAGCGCUACGACGACCGCAUGAAGCGCCGCCUGCUCGAGUUCGUCACGGCCUCGGACCGCGUCCCCGUCGGCGGCAUGAAGAACCUGCAGUUCGUCGUGCAGCGCAACGGCGCCGAGGAGGACGAGGGCGGGCACCUCCCGACCGCCUAUACGUGUUACGGGACGCUGCUACUGCCCGAGUACAAGAGCAAGGACAUCCUGAGGGAGAGGCUGGCGAUGGCGCUGGAGAACGCGCAGGGGUUCGGAUUUGCUUGA